UUAGGGGCUGGCACUGUGGUGCAGCAGGUUAAUGCCCUGGCCUGAAGCGCUGGCAUCCCAUAUGGGUGCCGGUUCUAGUCCCGGCUGCUCCUCUUCCAAUCCAGCUCUGCUAUGGCCCGGGAAAGCAGUAGAAGAUGGCCCAAGUCCUUGGGCCCCUGCACCCAUGUGACAGACCCACAAAAAGCUCCUGGCUCCUUGCUUCAGAUCGGCACAGCUCUGGCUGUUGCGGCCAUCUGGGUAGUGAACCAGUGGAUAAAAGACCUCUCUCUCUGUCUCUACCUCUCUCUUUAACUCUGCCUGUCAAAUAGAUAAAAUAACUUUUAAAAAAGUUAUUUAUUUGAGAGGCAGAGUUAGAGGAAUAAACAGAAAGGUGUCUUCCAUCCAUUGGUUGACUCCCCAGAUGACUGCAACAGCCAGGGGUGGGCCAGGAUGAAGCCAGGAGCCAGGAGUUUCGUCCAGGUCUCCCAUGUGGGUGCAGGGGCCCAAGUACUUGGGCCAUCCUCUGCUGCUUUCCCAGGCCAUAGCAAAGAGGUGAAGCAGAAGAGAAGCUGGGACACAAUCUGGCACCCGUAUGGGGUGCUGGCACCACAGGCAGAGUCAUAACCUACUACAACACAGUGCCGCCCCAUCCCUGUGUUUCUUAAUCAGCUCCUCAUCCUGCAUCUCCCUUCCACUUCUGUGCGUGGAUGGGAUGCAUCCUAGGGGGCUGGAUCUCUACAAGGUACUCUUGCAGGAGUAACUUAGUUGUACCACUGUGCUGUCUCAGAAGCAGAAAAACAAGGUUACUCCUGGUCCAAGGAGCUACUCUGCUUGUGCUUUAGUUCUUUUCUCUCUGUGACACAAAGUAUGUCUUGUUUCUCCACUGGGAUUGGGGGAAGACCCAGGGAUCCAGCUAUGGGUACCCACAGAGAGCCCUGUGUACUUGAGGAAGAAGCAGGGCUGUGGUGAGCAUUGGGAGUGGGGGGCAUAGAAUACAAACCUCAGUGAUGGGGCCUGGUGUUGUGAUGCAGUGGGUUAAGCUGCCGGAUACCCACAUCCCAUACUGGAGUCCUGGGAUGGAGUCAGCUCCCUGCUCAGGCACACCCUUGGAGGCAGCCGGUGGAGGCUGAAGUACUUGGGCCCCUGCCACCUACGUGGGAGACCUGGAUUGAGUUCCCAGUUCCUAGCUUCAGCCUCGGUCCUGACUGUUGCAGGCAUUUAGGGGAUGAAGCAGUGUACGGAAGCUCGCUUACUCACUCUGCCUUUUGAAUACAUAAAUACACAUUAGGAGAAAAAAUUUUGAUUCUGUCUAUGCCCAGCUUCUGCAGUAGAUAUCUGGUACCUUUCAUUUUUUGUGUGUGUGUGUAUUGGCUAUUUCUAGCAUUUGUAUUAAUUCUGUACUUGUUUUAUUUAGAUUACAUGAAAAUCCAUUGUCCAUUUUUUAAAAAGAGUUAGCAAAAACAAUGUAGACCAUGUGUAACUAUGUAGAUUAAUAUACACUAAUGACAUCUUUUCUCAUUUUCCUUCUAUAACUACUAGGUAAAUAAAUUUUUAAAAAAGAAUUAUUUAUUUGAAAGGUAGAGUGACAGAUCUUCCAUCUUCUGAUUCAUGUCCCAAAUGACUGCAACAGCCAGGUCUGAUCCAGGCUGAAGCCAGGGACUCAAAGCACUUGAGCCAUCCUCUGCUGCCUUCCCAGGUGCAUUAGUAGGAAGCUGGAUCAGAAGUAGAGUAACUGGGGCUUGAACUGGCACCCUGAUAGGGGAUGCCAGCAUUGCAAGUGGUAGCUUAACCCACUGUGCCACAACGCCAGCCCAAUAUUAGGUUAAUUAGACAUAGAUGGUGGUCAAUAAUGGUUGAAUUAAUAAAAACUUAAGAAGCAUAAUUGUGGAGUAUGCUGCAUUACAGGAUUUUGGUGAAGGCAGACAAGAAGUGAAAGCAGUUUCCGCAUCCUUUAACGCACGCGAGAAUCAUCAGGGCCUUGUUCAAGCGCAGCGCUGGCUGUCCGGCAGCAGUACCCGAGGUUGUGCUUUCUAGUCAGUUCCCAGGUGAUUCCCCUGCUGCUGGGCUGUGGGCCUCAUUUUGGAUAGCAACGAUGUAAAAGCCCUUGACUUACUGCCCACUGUGCAGUUGAGUACUUGAUAAAUGUUACUAAUUGGCAGCAAAUUUUUAAAAGGAUUUAUUUAUUUAAAAAGGCAACAGAGGGGGAGAGAGAUUUUCCAUCUGCUAGUUUACUCCCCAAAUGGCCGCAACAGCCAGGUCAGCCAUGCUGAGGCCAGGAGCCAAAACUCCAUCCAGGUCUCCCACAUGGGUGGCAGGGACCCAAGUACUUAGGCUGUCUUCCACUGCCUUCCCAGGGAAGCUGGAUCAGAAGCAGAAUAACUGGGUCUCUAAUUGUCCCUAAGUUAUAGGAUGCUGGAGCUGCAGGCAGUGCCUUAACCUGCUGCACCACAACGCCAGCCCCAACACCAGGUAACUUACAAGAGCCAAACAUCUCCCCCGUUGUGUCUGAAAGCUUCUGUUUUUAUUGUGUAACAUCUGUUUAGAAGUUGAUGUUUCUGAGAGGAUUAAUGAGAACUGGUGAAUCAGAAUGCCGCCUUCCCAGUUCUGUCAGGAACCAGCACCAAAGGAUGUGAAAGCUGUUGCUGCUUUUCCUGGCCAGCUGCAUGGAAGUGUAAUUUAUAUGCAAUAAAAUUGAUCCACUUUAAGUGUACAGUUUCCUUCAGUUUUGUGUCAAAAGCAGAUUGUGAUGCAAAACCCAUCCCUUCCUCUCUACCCCAAGAGUAGUUUGAUAGAUCUUGAGAUCCUAGCUAGCUUGGAUAUAUAUUUUAUACCUUGUUAAUUUAGGGUGACACACUGGUUUCAUUUUGCCCUGAACUUUCCUGGCUUCAACACUCAAAUUCCCACCACAGGACAAAGGCAGGUGAGCAAGGUUGGUUGUCAUAGCUGUGACACUCAAGCCUGAGGUUGCCAUCUUUCUUUAUUUGAAUGGCAGAGUGGCAGGAGAAAGAGAGGGAAUCUUUUAUCUACUGAUUCACUCCCCAAAUGGCCACAACAGCCAAGGCUGGGCCAGGCUGAAGCCAGGAACCCAGAACUGCAUCCUUGGGUGGCUGGGGCCCAAGUAUUGGGUCAUCUUCUGUUACCUUCCCAGGUGCAUUAGCAGGAAAGUGGAUCAGAAGUGGAGUAGCUAUGAUACUGUCCCUGCCAUCUCUCUCUCUCUCUCUCUCUCUUUCUCUCUCUCUCUUUUUUUUUUUUUUUAAUAGUCACUUCCCAUGAGAGUAGCACAUGGUAGGCACUCAGGUUAGUGAGUGAAUGGACACACAGGUAAGCCUCUUGUGCCUGUAGAUUCCUGGCCAGAGAGCACAAGAGCUCUGCUAGGAUUGCAGUGGCACAGUGGCAUGGCCCUGGGGAAGUGGGUUUCUCACUGAGUGUUUCUCGCAUGGGAAAACCGUGGAACUUCGGUUACUUCUGCUUCUGACACUGUAGCAGUGCCCCACCUAUACACGGGACUGUGUUUUGAUGUCACUUCAACUUAGCUUUCUCUUUCUCUCUUGCUUUGCCUUCUUUCCCCUCCUUCAAAUAGAGCAGAUCAAUAAAUUACGUAAGGGUGGGUUGAUAAUGGAACUGCUGAUGGGCCCGGCUUAUGCAGAGUGCUUCUGUGAGAGCAAUAGAGUUUGGACCUUGGACCAAGCAGCCGUGGCUAGCAGAGGAGACUCGAGCCUCCAGUUUCAGUUAAGCGUCUGUAAUCACCUCAUUUGCUCCCUGUGCAUGCCUGCUAUAGAGGAUGAUGGGCAGCGGGGGCCUGCUGCUUAGGGAUUUUCCUGGGUGGAUGAGGGGUAGUCUGGAAAAAUAUGACUUUAUAAGGAGCUCUUUAACUAUCAGAGGGAGCCUGUUCCUGCUGGGCUAAUGUCCAGGAAAUAGCAUCUCAGGGUCUAUUCAGUAGCUUCGUGCUGAAGGCUUAAAAUUAGAAACCCCAGCACUGGGGCUGCAACCCAUGUCAGGCUCAGGGUCAGGAAGCUGCACUGUGCUCUGGUUGUGCCAUGGACUAGCUGUGGCGCUGUGGACCUGUCACACAGGUCCACAGUCUGCCGUUCGCUCUCACUUUCUUUCUGUGGUGCGUGUGCACCGCCCCUCUGGCAGGGUGGCACUCUCUGGUGAGAUGGUUCAGGUGGGCGUCCUGAGAACCCGGGACCGCCACGCCAAUGUGAGGUGUUCCUACCAAGCAUGUUCAUCUUCCGGUCUUUAUGGGGUUUGGUUCAGAGGGAGAAGGGGAGUGGAAAGGACUUGGAGAUUUUUGUCUGCUUAGUUCCCCAAGUAAUCUCAUGAAUGCCUCUGACUCCCAGGAAGAUGGGCAGGGUAGGCUUGAAGGGAGAACGGUGGGUUUUGUGGCUAAGAAAGACCUCCCCACCUGUCUUCCUCCUAAAAAAAAAAAAAAAUCCCUGACUCCUUGGGGGAAAAUCUUGUCCCUGGCUACAAAUCCCAUUCCUCCUGCUCGCAUUUGCAAACAGCAAGGCUGGCCAGGUUCACUGUUCCUGCAUCUCCCUCUGGGGCAGAGGCCUGUGAAGGGUUAAGUGAGCCACACCCUCAGCAGAAACAGCUUCGGACUUUGUGCUGAGCUGAGCAGCCUCUCGGCCUCUGCUCUCCUGCUGUGGCCAGCACAGGGGCCUGGGCUGGAGGAGGCAGCACAGAAGAAGGUCAGAGGAGUGGACACCAGCAAGAGGAAAGCCAGCUCGACACCAUGGACAGCUCCUGCUAACUCGGCCACCUCUCCACCUGGGGGCCUGGAACGCCAGUGCUCCCUUCCUGCCACACUGGGUCUCCAGGGGAAACUGAAGUUACAGCCUAGGUCCAGCAUUGGGUGAGUCUCGUCUUGACCUGUCUCUUCCUCUCUCACACCUUAAGGUGCCCGUAUGGGGCUCCUUUUCUCCUUCCCUACCCCUAUGCAGCCACAUUCCCACUUCCCUCAACUCCAAACCCAAAGAAGAACCUCCUCCAGCCCACCUUCUGCUUCUCGCUCUUCCUUGCCCAGUUUCCUAAUGUCUUAGUCUUUUCUCUUUUCAUCUGGGAAAUAUGAGAGACUAACAGUGCCUCCUUUAUGGGGAUAUCAUGAGCAUCAGAUGAACCCAUAGGUGCACAGUGUCUAGAGCCCUGCUGGCCCUUGGUAAAUGCUGCGUGACUUGAGAGGCUGCUGCUGUCGCUAUUCUCAUUGCUUCCUUAGUUGUGUGCUUCUAGGAAGUGACUGGGACCUGGGGAAAGCAGGAGGAAGGAGACUCCUGCUCACUUCUCACUGCAGCUUCAUGCCCGCCCCACCCAGGUCAGAGGUGUAGGAGGAUGUGUCUGUUCCUGGCUGGGAGUGGCGUUGACCAUUGUACUAAUGAUUCUGCCCUGCACCUGGCCUCCCUGCCUGCUCUGUCCCGCAGGGAAGACUGCAGAGGGCUGGGCUUCCUCUGGGAGGAAGCACCUGCCAUGUGCCUUCUGCGUGGGGACCCUCCCUGUACCGCCAGGCCCACUCCCAUUGCUGGUAAAAGCCUGGGUGUGUCUGGGACAAAGUCUAUGCAAAGCACAAGGGAACGCGGAUAAAAGCUGGAGUCGGGGAAACAGGGACACAGCACUCCUGCCCACCCUGGGAAGACAGUCCAGUCCUGCUUUCAUUUCCUUUAUUUUUAAAAUUAAUUAAUUUGAAAUGCAGAGUUACAGGCUGGGGAGGGGUGGUGCUGGAGUGAGUGAGAGAGAGAGGUCUUCCAUCUUCUGGCUCACAUCCCUCCCCCCCACAAAUGGCUGCAACGGCCAGAGCUGGGCCGAUCCGAAGUCAGGAGCCAGGAGCUUCCUCCCAGUCUCCCACGCAAGUGCAGGGGCCCAAACUGCUUUCCCAGGCCAUAGCAGAGAGCUGGAUCGGAGGUGGAGCAGCUGGGACUUGAAUGGUGCCCUAUGGGAUGCCAGCACUGCAGGUGGCAGCUUAACCCACUACGCCACAGUGCUCCCUUCUCUCUCAUUUUCUGUCUUUCUUGGAGGGCUCCUGUGCCUCCCUGUUUGUUGCCUCAUCCACUCCCCAACUUAAACAUGCAGCUCCCUGUGACAAUGACAGGGGAGGAGAGAUAGUGGGAGAACGUCUGACAUAGGCCUGGACGGGUUGGGUGAUGGUCAGGGGCCUGUGAGAGGCAGGGGCUUGGGAAUGAGCACUGGGAGCAGAGAGUUGGCACUGGCCAGGCCCUUGGUGCAAGGCGAGAGCGCUUCCCCUACCUGGCUGUAGCACAAAGCUUGGCUUAUGCCUUCCUCCCCAGCACUUACUCUGCUCCCCAGGUGCCUUCCUUAGUGGGCAGAGGCAGGUGGUGCUGCCCCAGCCCCACCCCACUCCCACCAAACCCACCCAGGGAGCCGAGGAUUCCACUGCCGGCCUCACAGAGUUUCAGCAAAGCUUGCAAGCACAGGCCAGGCCGGGGACUCCCCAAGGCCAGCGCAGGGAGAGCUCUCUCCCAUCCUCCUGAGUGCUGCCCCUCAGGCAGUCACUGGCCCCCUGGCAUGGAGCAGACACCAGCACACAGCGCCACCCUCCUCCCCCAUUGCUCACAGGGUCUGCAGCCCCUUGGGCCAUGCCUCUGCUGGAAGGUUCCGUGGGGGUGGAGGACCUCGUCCUCCUGGAACCACUGGAGGAAGAGUCCCUGCUCAGGAACCUUCAGCUUCGCUAUGAGCACAAGGAGAUUUAUACCUACAUCGGGAACGUAGUGAUCUCAGUGAAUCCUUACCAGCAGCUGCCCAUCUACGGCCCGGAGUUCAUUGCCAAGUACCAGGACUACACCUUCUAUGAGCUGAAGCCCCACAUCUACGCACUGGCAAAUGUGGCCUACCAGUCUCUGAGGGACCGGGACCGAGACCAGUGUAUUCUCAUCACGGGCGAGAGUGGAGCUGGGAAGACUGAGGCCAGCAAGCUGGUGAUGUCCUAUGUGGCGGCUGUCUGCGGGAAAGGGGAGCAGGUGAACUCUGUAAAGGAGCAGCUGCUGCAGUCGAACCCAGUGCUGGAGGCUUUUGGCAACGCCAAGACGAUUCGCAACAACAACUCCUCGCGGUUUGUGAGUGAGGGGCGUCCGCUGGGGAGGCGAGCACGUGGGGCUGGAGAGGGAGGAAGGCAGUGCAAAGCCCUCCCGAUGGCCGCAGUGGUGGGAGGAAGGCGAGCUGAGGUUUCGUCCCGUCUCUCUCUGCAGGGAAAAUACAUGGACAUUGAGUUUGACUUCAAGGGCUCCCCACUGGGCGGUGUCAUCACCAACUACCUGCUGGAGAAGUCGCGAGUGGUGAGGCAGCUCCAAGGCGAGAGGAACUUCCACAUCUUCUAUCAGCUCCUGGCCGGAGCAGACGCGCAGCUGCUGGAGGCCCUGAAGCUGCAGCGGGACACGAGUGGCUACACCUAUCUGAACCAGGAAGCAUCCAGAGUAGGGGGCAUGGACGACGCCUCCAACUUCAGUGCUGUGCGGAGUGCAAUGACGGUGAUCGGGUUCUCGGAGGAGGAGAUCCGACAGGUGCUCGAAGUGACGGCUCUGGUGCUGAAGCUGGGGAACGUGGAGCUGACAGACGAGUUCCAGGCCAACGGGAUUCCAGCCAGCGGCAUCCGUGAUGGGAGAGGUGUCCGGGAGAUUGGGGAGAUGGUGAGUCUGGAUUCAGCGGCGCUGGAGAGAGCUCUGUGCUCCAGGACCAUGGAAACCAGCAGAGAAAAGGUUACCACAGCCCUGAAUGUCACCCAGGCUCAGUAUGCGCGCGACGCUCUUGCUAAGAACAUCUACAGCCGCCUCUUCAAUUGGAUCGUGAACCGCAUCAACGAGAGCAUCAAGGUGGGCUCCGGGGAGAGGAAGAAGGUCAUGGGGGUGCUGGAUAUCUACGGCUUUGAGAUACUAGAGGAUAAUAGCUUUGAGCAGUUUGUGAUCAACUACUGCAAUGAGAAGCUACAGCAGGUGUUCAUAGAGAUGACCCUGAAAGAGGAGCAGGAGGAAUAUAAGAGAGAGGGCAUCCCGUGGGUGAAGGUGGACUACUUCGACAAUGGCAUCAUCUGCAACCUCAUUGAGCAUAAUCAGCGCGGCAUCCUGGCCAUGCUGGACGAGGAGUGCCUGCGGCCCGGGGUGGUCAGCGACUCCACCUUCCUAGCGAAGCUGAACCAGCUCUUCUGCAACCACAGUCACUACGAGAGCAAAGUCACCCAGAAUGCCCAGCACCAGUAUGACCGCAGCAUGGGCCUCGGCUGCUUCCGCAUCUGCCACUAUGCGGGGAAGGUGACAUACAAUGUAAAUAGCUUCAUUGACAAGAACAAUGACCUACUCUUCCGAGACCUGUCCCAGACCAUGUGGAAGGCACGGCACCCCCUCCUGCGGUCCUUGUUUCCCGAGGGUGACCCCAAGCAAGCGUCUCUGAAACGCCCCCCAACUGCUGGGGCCCAGUUCAAGAGCUCCGUGGCCAUACUCAUGAAGAACCUGUAUUCCAAGAACCCCAACUACAUCAGGUGCAUAAAGCCCAAUGAGCACCAGCAGCGAGGGCGGUUCUCCUCAGAGCUGGUGGCCACCCAGGCUCGGUACCUCGGCCUGAUGGAGAACGUGCGGGUGCGGCGGGCAGGCUACGCCCACCGCCAGGUGUAUGCACACUUCCUGGAAAGGUACCGACUGCUGAGCCAGAGCACCUGGCCUCACUGGAAUGGAGGAGCCCGGGAAGGAGUUGAGAAGGUGCUGGGGGAGCUGAACCUGUCGCCCCAGGAGCUGGCCUAUGGGAAGACCAAGAUCUUCAUCAGAAGCCCCAAGACCCUUUUCUACCUGGAAGAGCAGCGGCGCCUGCGCCUGCAGCAGCUGGCCACGCUCAUACAGAAGACGUACCGGGGCUGGCGCUGCCGCACCCACUACCAGCUCAUGCGCAAGAGUCAGAUCCUCAUCUCCUCUUGGUUUCGGGGCAACAUGCAAAAGAAGCGCUAUGAGAAGUUAAAGGCAUCGACGUUGCUGAUCCAGGCUUUUGUGAGGGGGUGGAAGGCCCGCAAGAAUUAUCGAAAAUAUUUCCGAUCAGGGGCCAGCCUCACCUUGGCCAAUUUCAUCUACAGGAGCAUGACACAGAAAUUCCUCCUGGGGCUGAAGCGCAAUCUGCCGUCCACCAAGGUCCUGGACAGCUGGUGGCCGCCCGCCCCCUACAGGUACUUCCAGCCGGCCAACCAGCAGCUGCAUCAGCUCUUCCACCAGUGGAAGUGCAAGAAGUUCCGGGAUCAGCUGUCCCCUAAGCAGGUGGAGAUGCUGCGGGAGAAGCUGUGUGCCAGCGAGCUGUUCAAGGACAACAAGGCUUCGUACGCCCAGAGCGUCCCCAUUCCAUUCCGCGGCGACUACAUCGGGCUGCAGGGGAACCCCAAGCUGCAGAAGCUGAGGGGCCGGGAGGAGGGGCCGAUUCUGAUGGCAGAGACCGUGAGGAAGGUCAAUCGUGGCAACGGCAAGACUUCUUCUCGGAUUCUCCUCCUGACCAAGGGGCAUUUGAUUCUCACCGACACCAAGCAGUCCCAGGCCAAAAUUGUCAUAGGGCUGGACAGCGUGGCUGCGGUGUCAGUCACCAGCCUCAGGGAUGGGCUCUUCGGCCUGCAUCUGAGCCAGACGUCACCUGUGGGCUCCAAGGGGGACCUGCUGCUAGUCAGCAACCACGUGAUUGAAUUGCUGACAAAACUGUACCUGGCUGUGCUGAAUGCCACGCGGAGCCAGCUCCCAGUCACCGUGACUGAGAACUUCUCAGUGAGAUUCAAGGAGAGCUCUGUGGCUGUGAAGGUCACCCAGGGCCCUGGGGAUGGUGAGAACAACAAGCUGAGCUUCAAGAAGAAGGGGGGUAACUGCCUGGAGGUGACUGUGCAGUGAGCGCCUCCCGCAGGGACCCGGAUCAGCGCCUCCCCUGGCGGGGGAGGGACCCCUGUGUCCAGGGGGCUGAUGUGGAACCCCUCUAUGGGCAGUGGGGCUUGGAGAUGAAAGAGCCCCAAAGGAGGUCCUUUCUUUCCCUGAACCCUGCCCAAGGCAGCUUCCUUCACCCACUAAUAAAACAUGUGACUUCCAAAAGGCUGGGUCCGAGUGGCUGGGUCCCCGACAGCCCUUGCCCUCCCAGGGCUCCCGCUCCUGGAGGUAAUAAGAGUGGAAAAGCAGGGAAAUUUUCCCCAGGCU
Messenger RNA from Oryctolagus cuniculus (rabbit), 10127 nucleotides. The record is from RefSeq and is a predicted model, not a curated record. Lineage: Eukaryota; Metazoa; Chordata; Mammalia; Lagomorpha; Leporidae.